This is a messenger RNA of Saimiri boliviensis boliviensis (Bolivian squirrel monkey), 7015 nucleotides long. RefSeq names its product glycerol-3-phosphate dehydrogenase 1 (gene GPD1). Gene Ontology annotation, biological process: glycerol-3-phosphate catabolic process; carbohydrate metabolic process. Gene Ontology annotation, cellular component: cytosol. Lineage: Eukaryota; Metazoa; Chordata; Mammalia; Primates; Cebidae. Gene Ontology annotation, molecular function: protein homodimerization activity; glycerol-3-phosphate dehydrogenase [NAD(P)+] activity; NAD binding. The record is from RefSeq and is a predicted model, not a curated record.
UGCUAGUUGUGAUGCUACACCUGGGAGGUACAGUGGCAAAUGAGAUUUCUACUUUUGUGGACCUCAGGGUCUUACCUUAAAUUGCUCUUUCUGCCCCAGUGGUCCAAGCAGGCUAGUUGCUAGUUGGGAUUAUUGGGCUUCACCACUGGAUCUUAGAGCCCUUCCCCAACUUUCUGUGUUAGGCAGGUACUAACAGGUCAGUAGCAGUCAUCUUCCCCCUUGUCCAUCUGAGCUCCCCGGGGCACUUGCUGGCUGGAGUGAGCUUUGGAUGCCUGUGAUCCCUUAGGUUUGACGAACCUGAGCCUCCUUUGGAGGAGUUUCACUUCGCCCCCAGGGCUUCUCUGUAGAUAUGGGCAGGACCUGGACGACCAAAGACAUUUUUGCUUUUUGUGCUGGCUGCUCUUGAAGGUUCCACUUUCAUGGUUCGGGUAGGAGUUCAGUUCUUAAGAGCAGCAUGGAAGUUCUCUGUUGUCAUCCUCCUACUGUAGACAACCAACCCCUCCUUGGCAGAGUUAGGAAGACAGCUCAGGAGGGAUUCCCAUUAGCAACCACUUGAAACUCUCCUGCAAUUCUUCCUGCUUCCCACUUGGGGGCUCAUGGCUUUUUCCCUUUCCCAUUAUCGGAGAGUGGGGUUUGGAAUACAGGAUGAGUGCAACCAAUUUCCAAAGCUGUAGUUUAAAAUUAUCCUUUGCCUCUUUGGAUGGGAACAUUCUAGUAUUGCCUGUUCAAUAUAUGUAAUCAAACCCACCAAAAAAUCCAACCACUGUUCCUACUGUGGAACUUGGGGUUUUAUCAGAUGAGAAGGGGGAGCAGAGAGGAGUGGUUGGGCUGAUAACUAGGAGUGGAGAAAAUUGAUGUCAAGGACAUUGAAAUGGCAUCUGUUUUUACCCAGGCUAAUUACAUGUGUAAUGAAUGGCUGAUGAACCAUUAUUAAUUUCAAGCAAAUAAUCUACAGUUUGCUCUUGGGAAAAGAGCUCUAGUGAUACAGAUAACUUCCUGUGACGAGCCAAUUCUGAAUCUCUGCACCCUCUUUAUUCCCAUGUAAAUGAGCACAUUCUUAGUCUCCACACUACCUAAAAUGAUUGUAGGGGCAAAAUGAGAGAGGGAAGCAUUUAGGCAAAAACAAGGGGGUUAUUUUAUGCAUAAACAUCCAUUCUUUGGGACUCCCGUCAUUUGUGCCAGGGACAGAAGCAUCCUUUCUCUUCCAUCACCCGUAAUCAGUGCUCCCAGCUGGCAGCCUGGCACUGGAGCCUUAAUCUCAGUGCCAGUGCAAUAAAGGAGUGGUCUAUAGGAGGCUGUUUCUGUAUUAGGUACUGUGCUACACUAGACAGCUAACUACUGAUUUCAUGUCCGUUUCCCUAUGGGAACCCACUGGCCAUGGAAGGAGAAUAUGGUUGGGUUUUCCUGGGCAGUUCCUGGAACUUAGAAAGCCGUUUCUCCCCAGUCUUGACCUCCUGCCCACUUACCCUUCCCCAUGGGUUGCACACAGACUCCCCUCUAGCCCAGUGCUUGUUACCAGUUGCUGGCCAGCAGCAGCCCAGGGGGAUGGCAACACCCACCUAGCCAUCUGCCAAGCCACGAGGUCAGCACGUGAGCACACAGUGCUGUCUGCCCUCUAGGCCAAGGUGCACAGUGUUGGGAACCUCUUGCUCCACUCUCCAGAUCAGCCUGGAAACCAGAGCUUCCUUUGUCCUAGUCAAACAGAUGGCUGUGGGCGAUGUAGAGCUCUGAACAGCUGAGUAUGUUCCCUCCCCCCAAAACACACACCAACCAUGUGUGCGCAUGAUUACCCCCAAUCACGCGUCUGAGACCACAAAGCCCCAUGGACACAGCUGCCCAGAUCCUGCCUCCCUUCCCCUUUUCUGGCCUCUGCAAACUAGCCAUUCACCCAAGGAAGUCCCCAGGGCAGUAACUUGGAAAUCCCUGAGAGGAGGAGUUGAAGGAAGCUCAAAGCCUCUCAAGGGCACUGUGUAGUAUGCCUGCCUCCUAUCCUCUUAAGCCCAGACUCUACAAUAGAAUUGUGUGCUGCAAUUCUGACAGCCGUCCAGCUUUCACCUUUUCCUUCUUCCCUAGAACACAUUUUUGGGUGGGGAUCAUCUGAGGUGAGAGGCCCAUGGAUAAGUCCCCGAGAUGACCUCUGUGGGUGACCAAGAUGACUUUCCCUUUUGAGGUUCCUGGGGUCUCUUAUCUUUUGAGCUGGGCUGUCUUCAAAGCCGGCCCUAACCUCAUAUAGCCUCAUCUUUAGAGUAGGGAAGAUGGGCCCGCAGCUCCCACCCCAGCCCUGCAGUGGAGCUAGCAUGGGCCUGCUAGAGGACAGAACUGUAGAACGGGGUCCUGGGAGGGUACAUGGCAGCGCUGGGGAUAAGGGGUCAUGGAGAAAUCCUACCUCUGAAAAGCAUUCCCCUCGCUGCUACUGAAGCUAAAUGCAAUUUAUUUCAUGCUGGGGGGCAGAGGGAGUGAGGGAGACCAGUCACCUGCUCCUUAUCUGGGCUAUUUUCUUGGCAGACCUCAAAAUGGGACCAUGGUGGGGAGGGAGUGGGAAGUUGGGCUGGGGCCAAGGGAAGAAGCUUGCCAGCACUGUCAGCCGAGCCCAGGAGGAAAAGCCAGGCCUAGCCUCUGCCCCAUUCCUGUUCCCCACCUGUCUCUACCCCUGUCUCCCCUUUCCCUGGUUCUGCCAGACUAUCUCCCUGGGCACCAGCCUCCCCACCCACCCCUGGAGGGUGGGGCUUGGCUGCACCCACGUGUGGUGGAGUUAAAUGCUCCUAGCCGGCAGAGGAGCUAGGGAGUGUGGCACUGAGCCGGCUCAGGCAGAGACGCGGCACCAUGGCUAGCAAGAAAGUCUGCAUUGUAGGCUCCGGGAACUGGGGCUCAGCCAUCGCCAAGAUCGUGGGUGGCAAUGCAGCCCAGCUGGCACAGUUUGACUCACGGGUGACCAUGUGGGUGUUUGAGGAAGACAUUGGAGGCAAAAAGCUGACCGAGAUCAUCAACACACAGCAUGAGAAUGUCAAAUACCUGCCAGGGCACAAGCUGCCCUCAAACGUGGUGGCUGUCCCAGAUGUGGUCCAGGCUGCAGCGGAUGCUGACAUCCUGAUCUUUGUGGUGCCACAUCAGUUCAUCGGCAAGAUCUGCGACCAGCUCAAGGGCCACCUGAAGGCAAACGCCACUGGCAUAUCUCUUAUUAAGGGGGUAGAUGAGGGCCCCAAUGGGCUGAAGCUCAUCUCCGAAGUGAUUGGGGAGCGCCUCGGCAUCUCCAUGAGUGUGCUGAUGGGGGCCAACAUUGCCAGCGAGGUGGCUGAUGAGAAGUUCUGUGAGACAACCAUCGGCUGCAAGGACCCAGCCCAGGGACAACUUCUGAAAGAGCUGAUGCAGACACCCAAUUUCCGUAUCACCGUGGUACAAGAGGUGGACACAGUAGAGAUCUGUGGGGCCUUAAAGAAUGUAGUGGCCGUGGGGGCUGGCUUCUGUGAUGGCCUGGGCUUUGGCGACAACACCAAGGCGGCAGUGAUUCGGCUGGGACUCAUGGAGAUGAUAGCCUUCGCCAAGCUCUUCUGCAGUGGUCCUGUGUCCUCUGCCACCUUCUUGGAGAGCUGUGGUGUUGCUGACCUGAUCACUACCUGCUAUGGAGGGCGGAACCGGAAAGUGGCUGAGGCCUUUGCACGUACAGGAAAGUCCAUUGAGCAGCUGGAGAAAGAGAUGCUGAAUGGGCAGAAACUGCAGGGGCCCCAGACAGCCCGGGAGCUACACAGCAUCCUCCAGCACAAGGGCCUGGUGGACAAGUUUCCCUUGUUCAUGGCUGUGUACAAGGUGUGCUACGAGGGCCAGCCAGUGGGUGAAUUUAUCCGCUGCCUACAGAAUCAUCCGGAACAUAUGUGAGUGGGGUCAGGGCCCAGGCCAGGCCGCUUCUUUACCCCAAUGGAGACCAGCAGAAGCCUGGGGUACCUAGUCAUCAAGAUCUCCAGGACUCCCAGGGAACAGAGUCUUCUCAUCUUUUCACUGGAGGACAGGAGGCUAUAGGGCUCAGAUACACACUUGGAGAUUCUGAACUGUCAAGUCACUGGCAGCCUCUUGCCACAUUUGCCAGAAAUGCAGUUGCCCUGUCCCUCUCCAGAUGUAGGGCUUUCUCCUUGUCCUCUGGGAGGGGUGGAAUCAAGUCCCAGUGAUGCCUGCUUGGCGGGGUGGGUGGGUGGAGUGUGUGUGGGGAAGGGUAGGGGGAGAGGGUGGCAGGGCGCAGGGGCUGCCAGUGGCUGUCUCACAGAGACCAGGAAUCCUGUUAAAGGGCAGAAGAAAUAGCCAUAGCAGGAAUGAGGCAAGGAUUGUCAGGGAGGGGUCUGGGCUUCUGAGCUGAUGCAGGCCUCACGGACCCCUUUGCUGACCUUUGCCAGGACCCACACAGCUUCAGUGGAUCUCAGUGUUUGUUAACAAAAUACAAAGAUCUCAACCCCCUUCUAGCUUCUCCUAGCAACAUCUGCGUCCUCAGAAACCUCUGGUCCUCCCCUUUCCCCCUCCCCCAGGCUGCCCUGGCACCCGAGUUGCUUCCAUGCUGGCAUCUCUAGCUGGGUGGCUUGACAUUCUCCCCAGGGACUUCCCGGUUCCUAGUUCUUUGCCAGCUCCUCCCCGUUCGUGUGACCUUUCCAAGCCCUCCCUCACCCUCCCUGCCAGCACCCUCUUUGGGGAGCAGGAACUUAAUCUGCUGACAGAGCUAUACCUUUUACAACAGGCUCAGAUCACUGGGCUCCCUGUGACCUUUGUGUUCGCCCGGCCUCCCUUCUCAGUAGCUCUAGCUGGGGGAGGUGUCAGCUGGGCCCCUCCUGUGCUAUCUCCCCAGAGGAUAUCCCUGACUCCACCCCUUUCCUCCUCCCAAACCCUGCACCUCUUCAGCUGCUCCAGACUGGCCAGGGUAACCAGCUAACCCGUGCCUGGCAUCUGGAAGCCAGCAGGCCGGAGGGUGGCCCAAAGGCUGACGAAGGCUAGGGAAAGGUGAGCAGGUGGGUGGGUAUCAAUAUUCCAAGUGCAGCUCUUUGCUAAAUGAGGGCCUCCUUGUGAGGUACUGACCACACCGCACCUCACUAGCUGUGAAACUGAGGAGGAAGAAAAUAAAAACCACCCUACUUCCUGGGGUGAGGGAAGAACAGGAGCGGGGGAGGAGGAGAGUGCUCUGCACUGGCCUUGAUCCAGGAUGGGGUGGCAGCAUUAGAAUGUCACAGGUCAGCAGCCUAGGCCUCCAGCUAUAAAUAAUCCGAGGGCCCGAGAGGCUCCCGCCCGUCCAGCAGGGGUCUCAGCUUCCUGUGUGGCAGCACCUGGCACAGUGGCUCUGGCCAGCAUUAUGCUAAAGCCCUCUUACUCUCCCACGAGCCAGGGAGGCGGGCUCCUCUCUGCGCCUAGCCGUUGAGAAUUCUGUCUUACCAGUGAAGGGCGGAGCUGCCCAGAUCAGGCAGCAAGAGUGAGGGCCACAGGCCUGGCUGAGCCCAGGUCUGGGCACUGAGUAACUUCACAGCUGCCUCCCCAGGAGGUUAAGGUGGAGGCAAAGGGGAAGCUUCAAACACUUUUGCCUACUUUUGUUCAUCAGGUCCACCUGUCUACCCAAUAAAGCGUGUUUUUCCAGAAACAGGAAGAGCUGGGAGAGGUAGCUUCAGUGCAUGUGGCAGUGCGUGUGCUAGCGUGUAUCAUUACACGUAUGUUUUCCCUCUUACCGUAGGAAAAAUGAAAAAAGAAAUCCCUCCUCCAUAAUCGCAGCCACUCCAGGGAUCAGCGGCGGUACCCACUCAGUACCCUCCUCUCUCUCCCCUCUCCCGCCAGCGCCCCUUCCCGCCCGCAAGCUGGCUCCCAGCCUUCCCCGCGCUUCUUAGGGGCUUUAUCAUGCCUCCUGCAAAAAGAGAGGUCAUACACGAGACAGAAACGUUAGACACUCAUCCCUCAUGCCCAUUCCUUGGUUACGGCCCAAGCUGCCCCAUCCUUGGCAGUCAAGGCCUCGCGGUGCCCCUCCGGUCCCUACCUGGACUCGGCCCGCAGCCUGGCUCUAGGGGGCGCGCGGUCCACCUCCAGAAGGCCCCCUUCGAGAAUCUACCUAGCUACUGUAGACGUCAUCAUGCUGUAGGCCGGGGAUUGGCUGACUCUGAUUGAUUUAGCAUCCUAACACUUCCGGUUCCGGAGCUUGGCUCGCCAAAGACCCUCCCUCGAGGGAGCGAAACCACAGCCCCCAGAAUUCAGCGGGCCUCUCGGAGAGCACGGCGAGUCUGAGGAUGCGUAGUAAAGAUAACGGGCCCGGAAGCCGGAAGUUCAAAGCCGGCCUCCAGCCGGAGUGGUGGCCGUCGGGAACUGCCGCCUUGGUGGGAGGAGUUAUGCAGCGUCUGACGCGCGGUUCCCUUUCUAGCGUCUCAAGCCGAAUCCUAGAGGCUAACCCGGCAGGUGGGAGGGAAAAAGUCGCCUUCCGCACCAAUAGCUGAGGCGUUCCGGGUUGUCCAGGGACGCUACCCUCUCGUGUCUGGUUCUGAGUGCUGCGUUCUGGCGUGCUGGAAAGUUGCGCAGACAGUGGCGGUGAGACGCUGCCUGCCUGAGGAGGCCUCGGUUGGACGCGAAGGAGCUGCAGUAUCCAGGGGACAAGAUGCCAACUGCCAAGCAGCUAGCUGACAUUGGUUAUAAGACCUUCUCUUCCUCCAUGAUGCUCCUCACUGUGUAUGGGGGGUACCUCUGCAGUGUCCGAGUCUACCACUAUUUCCAACGGCGCAGAGCCCGGCGCCAGGCCGCAGAAGAACAGAAGACCUCAGGAAACCUGUAGAACUGAGGGGCUUUUUCUCCUGAGCAAAGAGGCCCAAGGCAUGCUGUGGAGAGACCUCAUCUGCCACCAUUUCCAAGUCAAGAGGACUAGAGCCUUGAUGGUUUUCAAACUCUGUUGGAAGAAGGUGCCUAUGGUUUCUCUGGUUCUGCCAGUCUGUGCCAGUUUGACAGUUUGUGGAGGCUGUUGUAUCAUAAUAGGAGUAUGAGGGUGAGGUACACCUACAGACAUUAAAUAUUUUGC